UAGCAGCCAGGGAAGCGUUGAGAAAUAAUUACCUGCCUUGAUUGUUCUAUGGCUAGAUAAAAAAGUACACAUACACUCCAUAUAAUAAUCGGAUGCAUGUAAAAGAGUCGGGGAGGCUUCGUCAUGUCGACCACGGGUCCCAUAAGUAAUUAUUAUGUGGACUCCUUGAUUAACCAUGAAAACGAGGAUGUCCUUGCUGCAACUCGGUUCUCGGCGCCCGGUUCGCACCCAGCCGGCCCUCGUCCGACGUCCCUAGUACCGGAGUGUGCUGACUAUCCUUCCUGCAGCUUCGCACCCAAGGCACCCGUCUUCUCCACCUCCUGGGCCCCUGUACACUCUCAAUCAUCAGUGGUUUACCAUCCAUACAGUCACCAACCUCACUUAGGCACAGACUCGAGGUAUAUGCGGUCAUGGCUGGAGCCGAUAUCAGGCGCCGUGCCUUUCCAUGGCUAUCCGGGGAACAGCAGGCAUUAUGGGCUGAAGCCCGACGCCUUUCAGGAGCACAGAGCCGGCGAGUGCCUCGGCUCCAGCGGACGGACCUACACGGAUUAUCUGUACUGCUCAGCCACUGACAUGCGGGACAAGACGCAGCAGAAUAUCCCCUCUCCAGAGUCGGAGCUCCUGGCUUCAGGGAAACAUAAAGACGACAAGCCGGAGCUAGAUCCGAAUAACCCGGUGGCAAAUUGGAUACAUGCCCGCUCCACGAGGAAGAAGCGGUGUCCUUACACAAAAUACCAGACUCUCGAACUGGAAAAGGAGUUUUUGUUCAAUAUGUACCUUACAAGAGACCGCCGAUACGAGGUCGCUCGGGUGCUGAAUCUGACCGAGAGGCAGGUCAAAAUCUGGUUUCAGAAUCGGCGAAUGAAGAUGAAGAAAAUGAACAAAGAAAAGACCGACAGCAAAGAACAAUAAUGUGGACUGCAGUUGAGAAAAUACAAACCAUAAUAACCACUAGUCACAUGGACAGCACAGAUGUACCAAAACUCACGAAGAGCCCCCUUCUACUCGUCAUAUUUAUCACUUUUUUGUUGGAUUUCUUUUUUUUGUAUUCACAUUUAACUUCGAGACUGAUGCUGAUUAUAAUUUUCUAGUGCACAUUCAUGUGUCCAGUGUUCAAAAAAAACUUCUAAGGAGAUAAUUACAUUCUGCUUUCACUUCUAAAUACUUUUCUGUUUUUGGUUUUUUUUUGUAAGACAAAAUUAAAGAAACGCAGUUUGGAUACGUGAAACUGUCCGAGGAAAGAGAAUACUUGAAUUCUUUUGAAUUUCACAAAACCCAUAAUUUAUGAUGUGAAUGUUUUCUUUCAUGUUUUAUUUCCUUUGUACGUUGUUGUGCAGGUGUAGUAUUUUGUACAGAAACAUCUGCGUCUGUCUUGUAUUUUUGUGAUCGUUGUUGCUGUAUUUGUGCGCCCGUUUUUGUUUUUUUUUGACUGUAGCCUUCGAGUUUAAUUAGAAAGUGUAGAUAUAGACCUCUGCAAAUAUAACCAUAAUCACAAGUGCU
Messenger RNA from Amphiprion ocellaris (clown anemonefish), 1500 nucleotides. It is a transcript of the gene hoxc9a, whose product is annotated as homeobox C9a. Gene Ontology annotation, cellular component: nucleus. NCBI's taxonomy places the organism in Eukaryota, Metazoa, Chordata, Actinopteri, Pomacentridae. Bases 124 to 912 code for a protein of 262 amino acids. The transcript is spliced from 2 exons. The record is from RefSeq and is a predicted model, not a curated record. Gene Ontology annotation, molecular function: RNA polymerase II cis-regulatory region sequence-specific DNA binding; DNA-binding transcription factor activity, RNA polymerase II-specific. Gene Ontology annotation, biological process: regulation of transcription by RNA polymerase II; embryonic skeletal system morphogenesis; DNA-templated transcription.